Messenger RNA from Musa acuminata AAA Group (dessert banana), 3762 nucleotides. RefSeq names its product sucrose synthase 4-like. NCBI's taxonomy places the organism in Eukaryota, Viridiplantae, Streptophyta, Magnoliopsida, Zingiberales, Musaceae. Gene Ontology annotation, biological process: sucrose metabolic process. The record is from RefSeq and is a predicted model, not a curated record. The transcript has 16 exons. Bases 77 to 2503 code for a protein of 808 amino acids. Gene Ontology annotation, molecular function: sucrose synthase activity.
CUCAUGCACAACAGUUCUCCCGCGUCUCCUCCUCGCCUGUGAUUUCGAUUGCGAAACCGAAGAGUAUAGAAGCGGCAUGGGGACCCCCAAGCUUGGGUUCAUCCCCAGCAUGAGGGAGAGGGUGGAGGACACCCUGUCUGCCUACCGCAACGUGCUCGUCUCCCUUCUGUCCAGGUACGUGAGCCAGGGGAAGGGGCUGCUGCAGCCCCACCACCUCCUCGACGCCCUCGCCACCCUCGGGGACGACGCCCGCACCAAACUCUCCGAAGGUCCCUUCUCCGACGUCCUCAAGUCCGCCCAGGAAGCUGUAGUUCUGCCACCAUUCGUGGCGAUUGCCGUCCGCCCCAGGCCUGGUAUAUGGGAAUAUGUCCGGGUUAAUGUCCAUGAGCUUAGCGUCGAGCAGCUGAGUGUGUCGGAGUAUCUUCAGUUCAAGGAAGAGCUAGAAGAUGAAUGGUCUAACGAUCGUUACGUGUUGGAGCUGGACUUCGAACCAUUCAAUGCUUCAUUCCCACGGCCAAUCCAGUCAUUGUCAAUCGGCAAUGGCGUUCAGUUCCUGAACCGACAUCUUUCAUCCAUUAUGUUCCAUAACAAGGAUUGCUUGGAGCCUCUGCUUAACUUCCUCCGUGCCCACAAGUAUAAGGAUCAUGUCAUGAUGUUGAAUGAUAGGAUACAAAGCAUGUCCAGGCUUCAGUCUGUUCUGACCAAGGCCGAUGAAUAUUUGUCUAUGGUUCCACCAGAGACUCCAUUCUCUGAGUUUGCUUAUGUGUUUCAAAAGAUGGGUUUGGAGAGAGGCUGGGGUGACACGGCUCGACGUGUUCUGGAAAUGAUUCACCUUCUUCUGGACAUCCUUCAGGCUCCUGAUCCUUCCACUCUGGAGAUGUUUCUAGGGAGGAUUCCCAUGGUGUUCAAUGUUGUAAUUCUUUCACCCCAUGGGUACUUUAGCCAAGCUAAUGUAUUAGGCUUACCGGACACCGGAGGGCAGGUUGUCUACAUACUGGAUCAAGUUCGUGCAUUGGAAAAUGAGAUGCUUUUGAGAAUAAAGAAACAAGGGCUGGAUAUUUAUCCUAAAAUCCUCAUUGUUACCAGGCUCAUACCUGAUGCAAAAGGGACAACAUGCAAUCAACGGCUUGAAAGAAUCAGUGGAACACAACAUACUUGGAUCUUGCGGGUGCCUUUUAAAACUGAAAAGGGAAUUCUUAAGAAAUGGAUUUCAAGAUUUGAUGUAUGGCCUUACUUGGAGAAGUUUGCUGAGGAUGCAGCAAGUGAAAUUGCUGCAGAGUUACAUGGUGCUCCAGAUCUAAUUAUUGGAAAUUAUAGUGAUGGAAAUCUUGUUGCCUCUUUGUUAUCUUAUAAACUUGGAAUUACCCAGUGCAACAUUGCUCAUGCACUGGAAAAGACAAAAUAUCCCGAUUCAGAUAUAUAUUGGAAGAAGUAUGAGGACAAGUACCAUUUUUCAUGCCAGUUCACUGCUGAUCUAAUUGCCAUGAAUAAUGCAGAUUUUAUAAUCACUAGCACCUACCAAGAAAUUGCUGGAAGCAAUAAUGCAGUCGGACAGUAUGAGAGCCAUACUGCUUUCACUCUACCUGGUUUAUAUCGUGUUGUCCAUGGAAUUGAUGUUUUUGAUCCAAAGUUCAAUAUAGUCUCCCCUGGAGUGGAUAUGGGUAUUUACUUUCCAUACUCAGAGAAGGAAAGAAGGCUUACUUGUCUUCAUGGUUCAAUCAAAAAAUUGCUUUAUGAUCAAGAGCAAUGUGAUGAACACAUUGGUUGGUUGGAUGACCGAUCGAAGCCCAUUAUCUUCUCAAUGGCAAGGCUUGACCGAGUGAAAAACAUUACAGGCUUGGUUGAGUUGUUCGGAAAGAGCGAAAAACUAAGAGAGUUGGUAAAUCUUGUUGUAGUUGCUGGUCACAAUGAUGUAAAGAAAUCCAAUGGCACAGAAGAAAUCCAAGAGAUUGAGAAGAUGCACCAACUCAUAAGAACCUACAACUUGUUUGGCCAGUUCCACUGGAUUUCUUCACAAAUGAACAGGGCAAGAAACGGUGAGCUUUAUCGCUACAUAGCUGAUACCCGUGGAGCUUUCGUUCAGCCAGCUUUCUAUGAAGCUUUUGGCCUCACUCUGGUGGAGGCCUCAACUUUCGGUCUCCCAACAUUUGCUACUUGUCAUGGAGGUCCUGCAGAAAUUAUCGAGCAUGGGGUAUCAGGUUUCCAUAUAGAUCCACAUCAUCCUGAUAAAGCUGCUGCACUCAUGGUUGAGUUUUUUGAACAUUGCAAAGAAGAUGCUGACUACUGGAAUAGCAUAUCCAAAGGAGGAUCGAGUCGAAUCUAUGAGAGGUAUACAUGGAAGAUCUAUUCGGAAAGAUUAAUGACACUGGCUGGGGUUUAUGGCUUCUGGAAAUAUGUGUCCAAGCUUGAAAGGCGCGAGGCGCGGCGCUAUCUUGAGAUGUUCUACAUAGUACAAUUCAGAGAGCUGGUGAAAUCUGUCCCUCUUGCAGUUGAUGAGCACUGAUGUUGUUUGCUAAUUUCCAAUAAACAUGCCUCUGUCACCAAAUUUGGCUGUCGAUAGAUGAUUCACCAAAAGCUGCAAAGCAUUCGAGUGAAUUUAAAUUUUGAUGGUCAUUAUAUCGAGCAGCUCUUUUGCUUUUGAUCACUAGUAAUGCUUCCAAUAAGCUCUCUAAGAUAUGUUAGAUUGAGGCUGAAGUUACCAGGUUGCUUACGUACCUUUUGCUGCUUGACAUAGAUAUAUGAUCUUGUGAUAGAUUCCUGAAAUCUUAAUUAGAUUCGGUGAGCUUUCCAUCCUCGAGAAACCUCUAUGUAAAGGUGGUCUAUUCUUCUCUCGCCACGUCAUCUUCUCCUGUGUCGUGGUAGCUUCUUGUGCAACACACGUGCUCCGCUUCGCUUGCCACGUGUCACGUCUUAUGACCGAUCGCUCACAAACGCGUUUAAAUCCAAUCGACAUCUCUCCCGCAGUCUCCGAGGAGCGCUCGAGAAGCCUAAAGAAGACGGCGGCGAAGAUGCAGCACGUAGAGAGGAUCCGAUCCGUUCACGUCCUCCCCGCCUGUCGCACAUCCCUUCUCCCUCUUGUACGUGCUUGUUUCUCCUCCACCACCGCCCGCACCGCUGACACCGCCGUGCAUUCCGAAGACCCUCAGGGUGAUGAUGCUGAAGAGGCGGCAAAGGCAGCAGCAGCUGCGGAGAAGCAGAGGAAGGAACGUAAGGAGGAAGACACGGAACUGCCUCAUAGCCUCAGCGACAAGAUCCCGCCGUUUGCUCCGUCUCCCAAGCUCGAGAGCCACGAGGUUGUCCCGCCGGGGGCGCCAUCCCUGCAGCAGAAGCGCCGGCUCUCGCACCAGCCCGAGCCCGUAGUCUUCGCCGACGUGUCCUGUGUCGGCCCCGACGGCACACCUCUUCACUGAGAACAGCAGAAAGAGGAGGAGGAGGACUACAAGGAGUACUACAAGCAUCAUAAGCCGUCGCCGCUGGCGGAGAUAGAGUUCGCGGACACGAGGAAGCCGAUAACCCGGGCGACAGACAGCGGAGCGAGCUACGACAUGGAAUGAUGGUGGAGGAGACGGUGAAUGAGGCAUUGGCACGGGCGGAGGCCAUGUUUAGGGAGAGGGCCAUGACGGGCGACCCCGACUUGCCUCAUUCCAGGGCUCUCAGGAGAAUGCUUUGGGAGAUGGCCCGACGUGUGCAUGGCUCCGCUGGGCUUGAAAGUAUGUAGUGUGAGAGCUCUACAUUGUGGCUUCUAAUGGAAAUGAUGUUACU